This is a messenger RNA of Solanum stenotomum, 1843 nucleotides long. RefSeq lists its product as uncharacterized. The record is from RefSeq and is a predicted model, not a curated record. Bases 202 to 1611 code for a protein of 469 amino acids. The transcript has 14 exons. Gene Ontology annotation, cellular component: cytoplasm; membrane. Lineage: Eukaryota; Viridiplantae; Streptophyta; Magnoliopsida; Solanales; Solanaceae.
UAAAGAUGACUGAACUGAACCAGAUAUUUCCUCAUUUGAGAGAAAUAAGGGACUAAUAAUAUUGUCAAGAUAAGAAUGAAACAAAUAGUUUUACAUGAAUUGAGACAAUUAUUAAUUAAAGAAGAAAAUUGGGAGCCAAAAUUCUGCUAAACAGUGGAUUAAGCUACGUUGCUGAAGUUGUCCUACUCAUUCUCUCAACUUAUGGAUUCUCCUGCCAACAGUCCACAUCCACGGAAAUCUGGAAGCCAACUAGUUGUUUCUGAUUUUGGUACACUUGAACCUGGUAGUGUUUUUGAAGAAGCCCUUUUGCAUAGCAUAGAGGCCAAGGCUACUGUCAGCACACCACCGAGCACUACAACCAUAAUUCCAUCUCCUCUUCUGCUAUGGAGACUUAAGGUGUUACUGUUUAUCAUUUGGGGUGUUAGCUGUUGCAAGAUCAGCUGGGAUUCAGUCAUGAGAAUGAGUGUAAACCUCCGUGAUCUUUUUCUGUAUGAGGCUUUUCUUUAUUACAAUCCUUUGCUACUUGUGACGAUAAUGGUUUGGUUUUGGGGCAUGAACCUAUGGGUUUUUGCACAGGCUAAUGUUAACUUUCCUAAAAUUUUUGACCUCGAUCAAAAUCAUCUCUCUCACAGAGAGAUUUGGAAGUGUGCUACCUGGAUGACCAUCAUCGUGCCAACUAGCAUGACAGCCUAUCUCUAUCUCUAUUCAAAUGGAGAAGUUACGUUGGCUGCAUCUCAACCAGUGCUCCUAUAUGCUGCUUUCGCCAUGGCUCUGAUAUUUCCCUUUCAUAUUUUCUAUUUAUCAUCUCGCUACUUUUUGUUAAGAACACUUUGGAGGAUAGUUUUCCCGCUUCAGGCAAUAGCUUUUGCUGACUUCUUCCUGGCUGAUAUAUUAACUUCUAUGUCAAAGGUAUUUUCAGAUUUAGAGCGUUCUGUUUGCAGAAUGGUUCAUCGACAGGUUGCUACCAUUGCAUGGUUUGAAGCUGAUUCUGUUUGUGGCAGUCACUCUGUUGCAAUUCCUAUAGUUCUUGUAUUGCCUUAUCUAUUUCGUCUAUUUCAAUGUCUACGGCAAUACAAGGAUACUAGAGAUAAGACUACCUUGUUCAAUGCUUUAAAAUAUUCAACAGCAGUACCAGUGAUAUUUGUGUCAGCCCUUAAGUAUCACGUAUUCCCUGACAACUGGGUUAACCUUUACAGGCCUUUGUGGCUUGUCUCAGCUGUUGUGAACUGUCUCUAUUCAUUUUAUUGGGAUCUGUCAAGAGAUUGGGACUUAAGUUGUUUCACUCUGGUUUUCAAGUUCAACAAGCCGCAUAUUUUAUCACAUUGCUUGUACGGACGCAAAUGGGUGUACUUUUGGGUGAUCGGAAGCAACCUAAUAUUGCGAUGCACGUGGACAUACAAGCUCUCUGCCCAUCUCCGACACAAUUACCUCACAGUAUUCACAAUAACUGCUCUUGAGAUGUUCCGUCGUUUCCAGUGGGUUUUCUUCCGUGUAGAAAAUGAGUGGAAUAAGAUAAGCACCAAAUCAUCAAAUACUCAACUCUACAUGGGUGACGUCCCUAAACAAGAAGAAGAAGAAGAACUACUCAACUCCAAUGGUUACAAUGUAUAGCCUGCAGCCCAACAUUCUACAUGCCCAUCCAUUAAUGUUUCUCCCACAUUUGCAAAUAAUAAUUUCUUGUCAAUAGUAUAGGAUGCCAUACAAGGUUAACAGGGGUAAAUAUAACUAACAUAAACAUCAUACUACAAAAUUAGGUAGGAUACCUUUUUAAACUUGACAAGUUUUAUUUAGUGCAUGCUUAAGUUUUUCUAUUUUUAUAUUCUUGACCUCCCUAAAUAUUAGU